UCAAUAUAAAAGCAAAACAUUAGUAUUUGAAAACAAAACUUAUUUCAUACACCAACCCUGAUAAUUCGCUUGUAAAGUACUGAUCACUAUAUUCGCUAUUGAACAUGGGGCUGUUUCUCUCUCGCCUGGCAGACUUGUUUGGAGAAUGGGGACAGACGGAGGCGCGUGUCGUUAUGUUGGGACUUGAUGCUGCAGGGAAGACGACAGUUUUGUAUAAGUUGAAACUGAACGAGACCGUGUCCACGAUUCCUACGAUCGGGUUUAACGUGGAGACUGUGUCCCCCGUGAAGGGCCUCACGUUCACAGUCUGGGACGUUGGCGGUCAGCAAAGGAUUCGCCAGUUGUGGAUGCAUUAUUACAGAAAUUCAGAUGGUCUGAUGUACGUAGUUGACAGCUCGGACCGGAGUCGGAUGGCGGAGGCCCGGGAGGAGCUGUUUGGUAUCCUUGAGAGUGACGAGAUGAGGGGCGUUCCUGUCGUCGUCCUCGCUAACAAACAAGACAUGCCUAAUGCCCUGGGAACAGCGGGUGUGGCAGAGCAGCUGCAUCUCAGUAAACUGAGGGACCGGAAGUGGUUCGUUCAAAGCACUUGUGCGCCGACCGGAGAGGGAAUCUAUGAAGCCAUGAGCCAGCUAUCCACUAUGGUGAAAGAAUUUAAGAACAGGAGAUAGGUCACCUUGAAUCAAGACAUAUCAUCAGCAUCUUUAGUGGCACCGUCUCACAAAUCCAGGACACCACAAGCGCAUGAUGUCCGGUAGUCGAUUUGAAAACCAUGAAUUGAAAUGCCUAUCGUCAAGAUCCUGGCAGUCUCGUCGAUCUCCGUGUUCAUCUCGAUGAACUUAAGUUUUUUUUGACGGGAAUGGGGAAGAGAAGCACAUAGGACCAAUGUAAUUGUGCAUUACCAUGUAGGGUAGCUGAUUCCAGCGCGUCACGGAUUUUCAUUCUAUAGUAACUCUUGAUGAAUUCCACAUGCAUGUUUACUUCUAUUACCAUAUUAGAGAACAUCAGGUGGUCAAAUGAAAAGUGAAUUUUGGCCAUGAGUGUCGUGUAUGUAUGUGUAAAUAUGCUCAUAAUUUGUACGUCUUGAUGUUUUUAAAAAAACAAAUACAUACACAAUUUGUGAUAAAGUGUCGUAAACAUGGUGUACGUGUUCGUGGCAAUCCGAUAAGAAAUUUAUUAAACUUGUUUACUAAAUGUGAUAUUAUGUUUUUCAUUGGCUCGUUUUCGGGAUUUUUACUCUUAAUUAAGUUCAUAUUGAAUGACUAUACUCGUGUUAUUUAUAUUAUGCUCACUAUGUCAUGUGUUAUAGUUUUGAAUAAAUAA
Molecule: messenger RNA, 1320 nt
Organism: Mya arenaria
Lineage: Eukaryota; Metazoa; Mollusca; Bivalvia; Myida; Myidae
Exons: 4
Coding region: 105-668 (187 amino acids)
Biological process (GO): intracellular protein transport; vesicle-mediated transport
Cellular component (GO): plasma membrane; cytoplasm
Molecular function (GO): GTPase activity; GTP binding
Source: RefSeq, a predicted model, not a curated record